Molecule: messenger RNA, 840 nt
Organism: Eremothecium sinecaudum
Lineage: Eukaryota; Fungi; Ascomycota; Saccharomycetes; Saccharomycetales; Saccharomycetaceae
Gene: RFA2
Product: Rfa2p
Exons: 2
Coding region: 1-840 (279 amino acids)
Biological process (GO): double-strand break repair via homologous recombination; DNA replication; nucleotide-excision repair
Cellular component (GO): nucleus; site of double-strand break; DNA replication factor A complex
Molecular function (GO): DNA binding
Source: RefSeq, a predicted model, not a curated record
AUGGCUUCAUACCAGCAGCAACCCUUCAAUGAAUAUUCGACGGUAACUGGAGGCGGUUUCGACAAUUCCCAGGCCUCUUCAGGAAAGCCAGGUUCUGCAGGUGGUCAGAGCACAGCAACUCUGACCCCGGUAACAAUUAAACAAAUCCUAGAAGCGAGACAACUUAUGCAAGAUGGGCCAUAUGUUGUAAGUAAUAUUGAACUACACAAUAUAUCGUUCGUUGGAGUUGUUAGAAAUGUCGUCGACCAUACAGCUAAUGUUAGCGUCACAGUGGAAGAUGGGACAGGACAAAUCGAGUUUAGGCAGUGGAGUAAUGACCAGAAAGAUAUGGAAAGAGCCAGCCAGGGCGACAACGCUGUGUACGACUCAGAAGUCUCUCAGCAAUUUCAAAUUGGAACUUAUGUCAAGGUAUUUGCUACGCUCAGGGAGUUUGGCGGUAAAAUGAACAUUCAAUAUGCUAUAGUCAAACGUGUUGAUAACUUCAAUGAGGUUAUAGCUCACCAUCUAUCUGCUAUGAAGUGUUUUGCCAUCGCUAACGGCAAAAUGUCAUCGCCUCAAAGCGCUGCCAAUUUAGAUGAAAACUCAGAGACUUUGGGAGGACAGAGUUUAUUUGUACAAGAUAAUGACUUUGGGAAUGGCAAACCAGUUACACAGCGCAUUUUAGACUUCUGUAGAGACCAGUGUCGGGACAAAGAUGCUAAUACAUUUUCAGUUCACACAAAACUAAUCUCGCAGUCUCUUGGAAUGCUAGAAGACGAUGUUAGAAUGCACUGCCAGACAUUGACAGAACAAGGUUUCAUAUAUCCAACUUUUGAUGAAAAUAGCUACUUCACUUUGUGA